ACCCGCGGCAAGCCAGGGGCUUUUUGCCUUAGUAAUAAGCGACUGGGCUUACCAACAACCAACAACCAACAAGCGCGGGCGCUUGGGCGCUUAACCGCGAUGCAGCAGCCACAACUUUAUGCAGGCUGAGACGGCUGGGCAAGUGCAUCCAUCCGGCGUCAUCUCCAGUUGCAGGGGCAGCAUCAAGACUAAUUGUCGAGCUGUCUACGCACGUACCUAGACAAUGUCUUCUUGAUACUGCUUGCACAGCCGCGUAACAAGCGGUUAUUCGUCACCUUUAUCCGCAGACCCUAAUUAGCCAUGUCGACGCUGAGGCGUGGGGCCUGCAACGUGAGACCCGUCGCGCCAAGCAGCGCCUGGACUUACUGGAGGCUGGGUUCUAUGUGAACGCCAGGGCCCAGGGCUCAGCAGUCACCAGUACACCACCCGACGGCCGAAACUCUCCCAAAGCCUGUAACUGAGAGAAUUAUCUCUACCUAAUUACCUUGCCAUUAAUAGCGCAUCUAUUAUAAGGUCAUUCCAAAGUCGCAUGCUUCGCCCGUUUGGAUCACCUGCAGCCAUUUGAUGCCGUAACUUGACUUUGGUGUCACGAUUGACUGGAGAGGAGGUUGCGGAUAGUGAUGGCACUUUGUCGCGUGGACGGUGGAAGUUGUUGGGCCCACUACGCACGGCGACCAACAAGAGAACCUCCGUCAUUCAGAUUGUUCGCCUUUGUUGCCAAUUGCUCAAGUCAAACUGGUACUUGUUGUGGCUGCGAAAGUGUCGUGCCAGGCGGGACUGCGCUUGUCGUGGCCCGCGGGAACGAAGUGGUGCCUAUGAAUUAUAACAUUGUACAAGUAACAUGUCGGUGAGAGUCAGUCUGCUGGCGCUUGUUGAUCUGCUCCGGCACCUGUGCAGUAAAAGCUCACAGUGGGGUUCUGGAGGAAGCAAAGAAGGAACCAACUGCAAUCGUCCAACUACCGACGGUGACAUUUUGCGUUGCGAUAGCGCUCACACCGGGCAGGUGGGAAAGAAAUGUGAGCUGCCAGCCACCCGUCGCGCCUUGCGUUGCAACGAAAGGACAGUGGACGGGCUACGAGGAGGCUCACAUCUCAGCUCGCAACCCCGGGGCCGAACUUCGAAGCAGCACUCCCUGUCGUGGGGAACCUGUCGGACUCGGGACCGCGAGGGUGGCGAGUCCAGGUCCGGCCCCGCCUACUCACCACUGUGACUCCAGGAGAUCAUCCAACUUGGCGACCGAGCGAAUGGUACACACCCAUCGUGGCAGCGUCGCAGUGUGACCCAAGCCUCCAACGUCAAGUGGAUAGCAGACGCACUGCUUCGUAGUAGCGUGGCUGGUGGGUAGGUAGGGCGCUCAGAUGCAGGUCGGAUGCAACAUUGCCAGGGCAAGGCAAGAUGGAGUUGUUUGCAAUAAAGCCCUGCUUAUGCGAAAUCCAGAGUGAUUGACUAGCUCGCAUUCGCAAAUCGAGGGGAGGAAGAUUUGAAUGUUCACUGCCGAAUCCUUUGUUUCGCGGAUAAGAGCCCUGCAGAGUGACAGCUGGGAGGGCUUGGCAUUUAAGAGCUGAUUGUUCGGUAGAAGCAGUGAAGAACAACUCAUGGAAGAUGCUUGGCUGC
Emericellopsis atlantica is the source of this 1614-nucleotide messenger RNA. RefSeq lists its product as uncharacterized. Bases 842 to 1210 code for a protein of 122 amino acids. The transcript has a single exon. Lineage: Eukaryota; Fungi; Ascomycota; Sordariomycetes; Hypocreales; Bionectriaceae. The record is from RefSeq and is a predicted model, not a curated record.